This is a messenger RNA of Beta vulgaris subsp. vulgaris (sugar beet), 925 nucleotides long. RefSeq names its product chaperone protein dnaJ 20, chloroplastic. The record is from RefSeq and is a predicted model, not a curated record. Bases 112 to 693 code for a protein of 193 amino acids. Lineage: Eukaryota; Viridiplantae; Streptophyta; Magnoliopsida; Caryophyllales; Amaranthaceae. The transcript has 2 exons. Gene Ontology annotation, cellular component: chloroplast.
UAAAUACAAACACCAUACUACCAAAAACACCAGCUUUCGUUUCUUCUCAACAAACUCCAAAAAAACUUCCCCAAAAAUCCAUCCCCAAAUUUCACUCAUUACCCAAAAACAAUGCAAUUACACUGUGAAACCUCCUUAAUCUCAUCUUCAACCUCAAAUUUUCCAUUCUCAGUAAACCCCAUUUCAUAUUCAUCUUCAAAUCGCAUAUCUUUCCCCUUUUCCUACUCUUUUUCCACCCUCAAAGCUCGAGCUACCCUCAACAAUGGCGGAUUCACAAAACCCAUCUCAGAGAUGACUUUUUACGACCUUUUAGGCAUUCCCCAAAACGUUUCUUUGAUUGAAAUCAAACAAGCUUACAAACAACUUGCGCGCAAAUAUCACCCUGAUGUUUCACCCCCAGAUUUAGUCGAUGAAUACACUCAUCGAUUUAUUCGUGUUCAAGAAGCUUACGAAGUUUUGUCUGAUCCUCGUACUAGGGCUAUUUAUGAUCGUGACAUGGCUCGUGGACUUCAUCUUGCUUUCUCUGCUCGCAAAAACUUUGAUCUUCAGGAAGUGGAGGACAAAAGUGACUGGAGAGGUCGUUGGCAGAGCCAGCUAUCAGGACUGAAGAAAAGAAGCAUGUACAAAGAUGCAAACCAAAACUCAUGGGGAGCUAGAAUGCGUCGUCAAAGGAACGAAUUGUCUGAAUCAUGAUUAUGAGAUAAUCCCACUAUGUAUAUAUCUAAUUUUGUUGCACCUUUUUUUUUUGUUUGGUGGGGGUAAUUAGGAACUGGAGGAAAUGGACAUUGCUGACUUGCUUGCUUGGACUGUGUGCAGUAAGCAACAAGGUGCAUAGGUCUCAUUUUCGCUGAUAUUUUUCGUCCAUAACUGUAUAAGAAUCAAGAAACAUAUUGCAUAUAAUUGUACAUCUACGCUGCUUGCUCGA